AUGGUGUUAGACUUUAUUCUGAUUGGAGGUGGUCUUCUCAUCAGCCGCUACAGUGGUUUAACACGAAGGCGGAUUAGUCGGUCAGCCGUGUCCCAUCGAGAGGGGAGCGAGGCGGUGAGCGAAGAAGACAGCGAUAGUUCGGAGCGGGCGGUGAGUAGAGUAGGUGAGUACAUGCGGUGGAGCGCAGCGGCGAGCGGGCGAACGAUAGGGGCGCGGGCGGCCGUCGACAGGGGCGCGGGCGGUCGUCAGUCCCGCGGCACAGCUCGCUCGUAG
Molecule: messenger RNA, 273 nt
Organism: Arctia plantaginis
Lineage: Eukaryota; Metazoa; Arthropoda; Insecta; Lepidoptera; Erebidae
Source: the annotation of a GenBank genome assembly